Molecule: messenger RNA, 2922 nt
Organism: Solenopsis invicta (red fire ant)
Lineage: Eukaryota; Metazoa; Arthropoda; Insecta; Hymenoptera; Formicidae
Product: amidophosphoribosyltransferase
Exons: 8
Coding region: 609-2414 (601 amino acids)
Biological process (GO): purine nucleotide biosynthetic process; purine nucleobase biosynthetic process
Molecular function (GO): amidophosphoribosyltransferase activity
Source: RefSeq, a predicted model, not a curated record
UUAUUCAAAUCAGGAAGCGUGCAUCGAUAUUACAUCGCGUCGAAAUUCUCAUGUGAAGUCACAACGUAUGUUACGCAAUAGAAAAAUGACUUUAUCCUUUCUUCGACGGUAUCUACGUUGAAAUCAAUGAAAUUGAACGGCGGCAUUUCUAUUGCCGUGACAAAAAGAUUUCCGACAGUGAAGCAAACGUCGAAAUCUCAAGGACAAAGAACCGGGUGGCUCUCGGUUCUCGGGGACGCUUCAUCGAAAUGAAAUUCAAACAGGAUUGCGUCGCACAUGUUCAAGGCCGCGCCGCGCUAAUACGUUAGCCAGGCGUCUAAUUUCAAUAAUCACAUGGCGGCUGACGUAAACAUCGUUAGUUUAAGUGAUCUGCCCUUGGCUGGAGCUUGGCGCUUAGAGAGAUCCGCGCCCAUCCAUGCUCCCGUGGGCCGUCGACGUCGUGAACGAGAGCGAACUCGGCGAACCGAUCUAUCUUCUCGUGUCGACGACGUAGCAACGUCAUCCAGUCAUUGUACGCAGAGCGACUCCACGUGCGUCUCGUCCCUCUCCUUCAAGAAGGAAGAGAUAAUAGUCCCGCACCGAUCGGCAGCGAGCUGCUCCGGCUGGCGAUGGAAUCCCCCAAUGGCCGCGCGGGGUACCCCCAUUCUGUUCCCAUUUGCAGUUCCGAACGCGGAAUGAGGCCGGCGCACGUUUCGGUAAGAGAUCAGGCCCAGACGUGUUCCCGAAGCGGGACGAGGAGCACGGGCACGUUUGUUGGCGCGAGGUUUACACACUCGGCACACGUGAGGUACAUAACAAUGGAAUCGUUUCACGAUAAAGCUAGCGAACACUGCACUGGAGCAAUGUCUCGUCUUUCCAUAGAGAAAUCAAAAUGUACAAGGCCACGAAGUAAAGGUGAAACCAGGGGACAGAGGCCUACUGGUCUUACACACGAAUGCGGCGUAUUCGGAUGCAUCGCUGCAGGAGAUUGGCCAUCACAAAUCGACGUUGCUCAAGUUAUUUGUUUAGGUUUAGUGGCGUUGCAACAUAGGGGGCAAGAAAGCGCAGGAAUCGUUACAAGCGAAGGUGUCUGCUCGAAGUCAUUCCAUGUUCAUAAGGGUAUGGGAAUGAUCAAUAAUAUUUUCAACGAUGAGAAUAUGAGAAAGCUCAAGGGAAAUCUUGGAAUUGGUCACACCAGAUAUAGCACAAGUGCGGCCAGCGAAGAAGUCAACUGUCAACCAUUUGUGGUACACACCGCGCACGGGGCAUUGGCAGUUGCACACAAUGGAGAAUUAGUCAACACGGAAUCUCUUCGAAAAAUGGUAUUGGGUCGAGGCGUUGGUUUGUCGACACAUUCGGAUUCCGAACUCAUAACGCAAGCACUUUGCUUAAAUCCACCGGAAGGUGAAGUCAACGGACCGGAUUGGCCAGCGCGUAUAAAACACCUUAUGCAGUUAGCACCGCUAUCAUACUCUUUGGUAAUAAUGCAGAGGGACAAGAUUUACGGCGUGCGAGAUCCUUACGGAAAUCGUCCCCUUUGUUUAGGAAAAAUCGUGCCGAUUGGCAAUUUAGCAAGUACCGAGUCUGACGAUGACGAUGAUGAAGCGGAAGGUUGGGUAAUUUCAUCGGAAUCUUGCGGAUUUUUAAGUAUCGGUGCGAGAUACGUUCGUGAAGUAUUUCCCGGUGAAAUUGUGGAGCUGACUAGAGAGGGCAUUAAAACCAUCGAGAUAGUAGAAAGACCAAAUAAAAAACCGCAGGCAUUUUGCAUCUUCGAAUACGUCUAUUUUGCUAGAAGCGACAGCAUUUUUGAAGGACAAAUGGUAUAUUCUGUACGUAUGCAAUGCGGACGAGUGCUAGCGAUAGAAUCCCCGGUUGUAGCAGAUAUAGUUAGUUCUGUACCAGAAUCUGGAACUGCAGCGGCACACGGAUAUGCCAGAGAAUCAAAGAUACCUUUCGCUGAAGUACUGUGCAAAAAUAGAUACGUAGGCAGAACAUUCAUUCAGCCUAGUACGCGACUGAGACAGCUCGGAGUAGCCAAGAAAUUCGGAGCUUUGUCUGAGAAUGUGAAAGGAAAAAAAAUAGUUCUCAUUGACGAUUCUAUUGUCAGAGGAAAUACAAUCGGUCCGAUUAUCAAAUUACUACGUGACGCGGGCGCUAAGGAGGUUCACGUUAGAAUAGCAUCACCUCCGUUAAAGUAUCCAUGUUACAUGGGCAUCAACAUUCCAACGAGAGAAGAACUUAUCGCGAAUAAGCUUGAUAAUGUGAAACUGGCCAAACACGUGGGGGCGAAUAGUUUAACGUACCUUUCGGUCGAAGGAUUAGUUGAGGCGGUCAGGCAUCGCAUGGACAAUCGUGAGAGCAAUUACAUCGGUCACUGCACAGCCUGCUUAACGGGAGAGUACCCAGACGAACUGCCUGGUGAUCUCGAUUGGUGAAAAGACACGAUGUACAAUUUUUUAUUCUAAAAUCAAAACAAAACUCAGGUCCUUAAAAUGAAAUAACGAAUGCGUAGCAUUCUGCGAUGUACGAUUUUACAAAGAAUGUUAUGUCAUCAUAGAAUAGAUAUAUAUUUGUGUGUUUAGAUAUUACUCGGACAUAUAUAGCGUUAAGUUUUAAUUGAACAAAAAGAUUCAACACAAUGCUUGAUUUAUAUAUAUAUGGUAUACAUAUAUAUGAUUUAUAUAUAUAUGGUAUACAUAUAUAAGUAUGAAUAAGAUCAUGUUGUAUUUCUUUACUAGAAUUUUUUAAUAGAACAGAUUUGUACUUUUGGGUUCAAUUCAGUAUUUUAUAUUACAUAUUUUUUGCAAAUCACAUAUGAUAUGUAUAUGCAAAAAAGAAUGUUACGUAAUAUAAUAAUAUGUGAGAUGUUUCUUUAAUUGCAUCAUGUUAGUUGUAUCAUAUUAUGUUUUCUAUAUUUAAAAUAAAGGAAUUAAAAAAUGUUCA